AGAAGAAAGAUGGCCACAGCUAGCGAUAGCUUGUAGCUGGGGCUCGAAAAAUGCUGCGCUCUUAAUGUGUUUUUUUUGUCCUCCUUUGUCUUCAAGCGAGACACAGCCGUAACUAAAAACACUCUGCCGGCUGUGUAAGAAUAUAAUCACCAGAGUGUGUUAUUAGAGUGAUUUAUUUACUAGUUUUGGGCGGCCGUGUUUGUGUUUGUGUUUGUGUAGGGGGGAAGGGGUCUCCUCAGGUCAGCAGUCCGUCAGUUUAACGUCAGUGAGGAUCGUAGGAACCAGUCGUCAUGGCUGCUCCGGUAAACAUCCAAACUCCCACCAAAACCUGGGAGCUAAGUCUGUAUGAGCUACACAGGAGCCCUCAGCUGGCGAUCAUGGAUGGGACAGAGGUGGCGGUGUCUCCUCGCUCCCUGCACAGCGAGCUGAUGUGUCCCAUCUGUCUGGACAUGCUGAAGAACACCAUGACCACCAAAGAGUGUCUGCACCGCUUCUGCUCUGACUGCAUCGUCACUGCGCUGCGAUCAGGGAACAAAGAAUGUCCAACCUGCAGAAAGAAGCUGGUCUCCAGACGCUCGCUUCGCCGAGAUUCAAACUUUGACGCGCUGAUCUCGAAGAUAUACCCGAGCCGGGACGAGUACGAGGCCCACCAACGCCGUGUCCUGGAGCGACUCAACAGGCUGCACAACAAGGAGGCACUGAGCUCCAGCAUCGAGGAGGGGCUCCGACAGCAGGCCCGCUACAGGUCUGAGAGGAACCACCGGGUGAAAAAGCCGACUCAAGAGAGUGACAACACCACCUUCAGUGGUGGGGAAGAUAACGGUGAUGCCCGCUCCCACCUGUCUCAUGACUCUGCUCCCUCCCACACCAUUCACCCCUCUGGUCAGACCCCCUCAGAGGCUGGGCCAAGCCGCAAGCGUCCGCGGGCAUCAGACGACGGCUCGGGGCCUGAGGCAGACAGUGGCAGCCCCACGCCUCCGCUGAGACGCCACAAAGAGGGGCCGGCAUCAGAGAUUGAGCUGGUGUUAAGACCACACCCAGAGCUGGUCCAAGCCCAGGACUACAGCCAGACCAGAUAUGUGAAGACGACAGCCAACGCCACAGUGGACCAUCUGUCUAAAUACCUCGCUCUACGCAUUGCCCUGGAGGACAGACAGACCAACGGAGAGACAGAGGACAGAAGAAGAGAGGAGGGGGCAGGACAGGAAAUGGAGGCAGGAGGUGGAGAAGCUGGAGGACCAGCAGGAAGUGGAGAGGGAUGCAGUCUGAGCAGCAUCAGUGAGAAACAGUACACCAUCUACAUCAUGACAAGAGGAGGACAGUUCUCCACGCUGAACGGCUCUCUGACUCUGGAGUUGGUCAAUGAGAAAUACUGGAAGGUGAGGAAGCCUCUGGAGCUUUACUACGCUCUCACCAAGAGCCAACAACAACAACCACCUCCUCCUCAACCACCACAGAAGUCUCCUCCUGUACAGAGGGUGGGAUGAUUCCGAGCGGAGUGCUGCUCUGCUCCAACCACACGUUCUUCUGAAGGUGGAAUUUCAGUUGCUGCAAUCUCACAGCUUAUUAUCAGCAUAUCUUUGUUUUUUUUAACUUACUGGCAUUAAAAGAGUCUUACUGACCUGAUUUCUGAAGAGGGAUUUAUAAGCUACCUUGAUAAAUUACCCACCUUCAUUUAUCAGGGACAUUUGGAACUCACUGUGGCCGAUGGACCUGGAGAUUACAAGCCAGGCUUUUUCCUUUGUUUUCUUCUGAUAUGAAGCUUCUGCAACUCGUUAGCUUCUGUUUUUCCAUCAGUUUGAAUAUUUUAUUACUUAAAAAUACUUAAUAACUUCACACAAUUAAAGAGACAAAGCUGUUCAAUGUCAAGAGAGAAGAUAUCUGAAAUUAUUUAUUAUGGGUGCCAAAAUGAGAACUAAGUUUCCGCUGUAAUUCCAAAUUGGAUUGUUUUCCAAAUGCUUACUUGUCUAAUUUUUAGGGCUGCCCCUGACUAAGAAUUUUCCACGUUUAUGACCAGUGCAUGUCACACACUGAGCGAGCUACCUGUUAAUGACGCUGUCAGCAAAGCAGUAAUGAUUGUGCUAAGUGGCUAAUGGGCAUGUAGCUACUUCAAUGUUUCAGAUGACACGUCAUGUUUGUAGUCGACAAAUGAAGAUGAGUUUACAUAUCACCUGGGUUCAUCCUUCACCUUCUGAAAAUGAUCCCACACUUUGGAUUUCCUGCCCAACAUGUUAUUAACUAGCCUGUGGAAUAACCGCAGGUACCAGUCCUGGAAAUUAGGGACCACAUAGAGUUUCACGUUUCGUUUGUUUGUUUGCUUGUUUGUUUGCUUUUCUCCAAGCGACCAAUUAAAUUUUGCCGACUGAUGUUCUUUCUGUUCGACUAAGUUUGGUUGACUAUUAAGGGGCAGCCCGACUAAUUUUAUGUAUGUCUUUUUGCAAAAUUGAAUAUUAAAAUUGACAAACUAUAUUAAGGUAAUUAAUACCUGUGGUGGUCAGUUCUAGCCAGGAAAAGAAAGAAAGAUGUAAAGUUAGAUAUGAUAAGAAAUUCUCAUGGUCAGUCAAAAUUACGAGGUUUUAAUUUAGGUCUAAAUUAAUCACAAUUUCCAAAUAGUAUCUAAAUUUAUUGACAGUGUGCCAAAAUUAUGGUAUACUUAGAUGUAAUUUUGAAAGUAAAAAUAUGGGGAAUGGUGAGAUGGUAAAACCAAAAAUUGGUUUCUCAUAAUUUUGAUACAGUAAUCCAAAUUUUGACCAAACAAUUUUGACUUAGAAGAAGUGUUCACUUCAUUUAAUUCCUUCAUUCUUCUCUUUCCUGGCAGAAAUAGGCAUCCAUACAUAUUUUGUUUGUUUGUUUCUGAUUUCUUUCUGCUUUCAUGACUUUAGGUAUCUUCCUGUUCUCUAGUAAUAUCACAGUGAAAAUAAGAAUAGUAAAGCAAAAAAAAAAAGUUGUCUUAAGUUUCUAUAAGUAAUUCCAUCUAAAUUUAAUGUCUGAAUUAAUCUAUUUAUGAAAUAUUUGUAUAAUGUAAUUUUUAUGAACAUGACUGAAGUUCUUUGCUGCUUUGCUGGUCCCCUCUCAGCUGGACCUGUUGAUUGCUGCCUUACACAGUCGAAACUUAACUAAAACUUUAGUAUUGCUUUAUUAAGACACACAGCUGUAACGCACAUAAGCUUAAAGACACAAAUGUUCAGUCACUCCCAGUUCUGCCAGUGCAUCUAUUGAUUUUCUAAACUGUUUAUCCUGUUAAGGGCUGGAGCCUCUCCCAGCAUGCACUGGGGUAGCGCAAGGUGACUACACAUUUUAGGAGCAAUAUCUUAGUUGGUUGAAAGAGGAGAUGUCAGGUAGUUUGUUUUCAGAAGCCUCGUUAUGAAGAGGAUAUGAGCAGGUCCUUUGCUGGUUUUAUUCCUUUACUGUGUAACUUUAAAGUAUGGAAGCCCAUCUCUGCAAGUGUGAUUAAAAAAAAAAAGAUUUGUCUUAGUAUUUCAAAAUAAUGGGCAGCUUUUCUUGUAAUGAUGAUUUAGUAUCUCAGAAUGAGAAACUUAAUCAAAAUGAAUUGGUAUGACAAUGACUAAGUAUUGUUUUUCUUUUUUUCUUAAAUACUAAGUCAUAAUUUUGAGAUAAGUUAGUCAUUUUUGAGUUUCUUAUUAUGACGAAUGUAUGUUAUAGUAAUUUGGACGAAUUAAUUUAUUAUGACAUACUGAUUGUUUUUUGAUUUUUUUUUUUUUUUUUUUUUUUUUUACAAGUAACUCAUUAUUUUGAGUUUCUCAUUAUUUUAACUAACAAAUUCAUUAGUUUGGAAUACUUUAGUAAUUAAGGUUUUUUUUUUUUUAAAUCACACUGGCAGAAAUGGGCUUCCAUACAGGAGCUUCAAGGAUGUGUGCAGGUACCUUAAACUUUCCUGCUAUAUUUUACUAUGGUAUACACAUUUUUUCCAUUUAUCACCUUAAAAGAUGUAGCUUCAACACUCACCUUACCUUGUUGUUUCUCUCCUAUAAUACACCAAGUGUUUGAUUAGUAAGUUUGCAUGAAAAUGUUUCCUUAAAUUCAGCUCACAGGGUGUUACCGUCUGUUAAAGCCAUAACCCUCAGUUGCAUCCAACCUGGGUUCUUUACCAUUUAGACUUAUUUCAUUUCUGUCCUUAUGCACUUUAUUUCUUGCAGCCAUGUUUUUCCUAGCUUACCUCAGUUUUUAUGAAAUAUUUGUAUAUUAAGAAUGAUGCAAUAUUUCCUUUUCUUCUGUUGUAUAAUUAGUCUGUCCUUCUGUCAGCAAUGCAGCACAAUAAACUAAAAAACGAACA
Epinephelus fuscoguttatus (brown-marbled grouper) is the source of this 4294-nucleotide messenger RNA. RefSeq names its product E3 ubiquitin-protein ligase RING2-A-like. The record is from RefSeq and is a predicted model, not a curated record. Gene Ontology annotation, molecular function: chromatin binding; ubiquitin protein ligase activity. Gene Ontology annotation, biological process: negative regulation of DNA-templated transcription. The transcript is spliced from 7 exons. Lineage: Eukaryota; Metazoa; Chordata; Actinopteri; Perciformes; Serranidae. Gene Ontology annotation, cellular component: ubiquitin ligase complex; PcG protein complex. The coding region runs from base 291 to 1487 and encodes 398 amino acids.